Podarcis raffonei (Aeolian wall lizard) is the source of this 3281-nucleotide messenger RNA. It is a transcript of the gene CARM1, whose product is annotated as coactivator associated arginine methyltransferase 1. NCBI's taxonomy places the organism in Eukaryota, Metazoa, Chordata, Lepidosauria, Squamata, Lacertidae. The coding region runs from base 206 to 1855 and encodes 549 amino acids. The transcript has 15 exons. Gene Ontology annotation, molecular function: protein-arginine N-methyltransferase activity. Gene Ontology annotation, biological process: peptidyl-arginine methylation. The record is from RefSeq and is a predicted model, not a curated record.
CCUCGCCUGUCCCCAGCUUGCCCACUGGCUCCUUCGGGGCGAGCUCCUUCCACCGCCGCCCGCACGGGGCGCUGUCCCACUCGCUGAGCGGCAGCGCUCAGGAGGCGCGGCUUCCGGCCUCUCCUCCUCCUGCUGCUGCGCCUCCUCCUCGGCGCCCCUCACAGCAGCAGCAGCGGCGGCCACGGGUCGGGCCUGGGAUGCCAAGAUGGCGUCGGCGGCGUCGGUGUCGGUCUUCCCCGGCGUGCGGCUCCUGACCAUCGGCGACGCCAACGGCGAGAUUCAGCGGCACCAGGAGCAGCAGGCGCUCCGCCUCGAGGCCCGCACCGGGCCCGACGCCGCCUGCCUCGCCCUCUAUAGCCAAGAUGAUGUUUGCGUGUUCAAGUGUUCUGUGUCGAAGGAGACGGAAUGCAGUCGAGUGGGCAAGCAGUCUUUCAUUAUUACACUGGGGUGUAAUAGCGUCCUUAUACAGUUCGCAACGCCAAGUGACUUCUGCUCAUUUUAUAAUAUCUUGAAAAACUGUCGGGGCCACAACAUUGAGCAGUCUGUGUUCAGUGAGCGUACAGAAGAGUCUUCUGCUGUGCAGUACUUUCAGAUUGUAUUAGAUGUUGGCUGUGGUUCUGGCAUCCUGUCGUUUUUCGCAGCACAGGCCGGAGCAAGAAAAAUCUAUGCAGUGGAAGCCAGUACAAUGGCUCAACAUGCAGAGGUUUUAGUAAAGAGUAAUAACCUCACUGACCGGAUCGUGGUCAUUCCUGGGAAGGUAGAGGAGGUCUCCCUUCCAGAACAGGUGGACAUCAUUAUCUCUGAGCCAAUGGGGUACAUGCUGUUCAAUGAACGUAUGCUGGAGAGCUAUCUGCAUGCCAAGAAGUAUUUAAAGCCCAGUGGGAAUAUGUUUCCAACCAUUGGGGAUGUCCACUUAGCACCAUUCACAGAUGAGCAGCUCUACAUGGAACAAUUCACAAAAGCUAACUUUUGGUAUCAGCCAUCCUUCCAUGGGGUAGACUUGUCAGCACUUCGGGGUGCAGCAGUAGAUGAAUAUUUCAGGCAGCCUGUUGUGGACACCUUUGAUAUCAGGAUUCUAAUGGCCAAAUCUGUUAAAUACACAGUGAACUUCUUAGACGCCAAAGAAGCGGAUUUGCACAGGAUAGAAAUCCCGUUCAAAUUCCACAUGCUGCAUUCAGGUCUAGUCCAUGGGUUGGCUUUCUGGUUUGAUGUAGCCUUCAUCGGUUCAAUAAUGACCGUUUGGCUUUCAACCGCUCCAACAGAGCCUCUAACCCACUGGUACCAAGUUCGGUGCCUCUUUCAGUCUCCACUUUUUGCUAAGGCUGGUGACACCCUCUCAGGGACAUGCCUGCUCAUCGCAAACAAGAGGCAAAGUUACGACAUCAGUAUUGUUGCUCAAGUUGAUCAGACAGGCUCCAAGUCCAGCAACCUCCUUGACCUGAAAAACCCAUUUUUCAGGUACACAGGUACAACUCCUUCACCCCCGCCAGGCUCGCACUACACCUCUCCUUCAGAGAACAUGUGGAACACAGGUGGCGCCUACAACAUGAGCACAGGGAUGGCUGUUGCUGGGAUGCCCACAGCCUAUGAUCUCAGCAGCGUGAUUGCUGGUGGCACCAAUGUUGGCCACAACAACCUUAUUCCUCUAGCCAACACUGGGAUUGUCAAUCACACCCAUUCCCGGAUGGGAUCCAUCAUGAGUACAGGGAUUGUUCAAGGUUCAUCUAGUGGUCAGAGUGGAGGAACAUCAAGUGCUCACUAUCCUGUCAACAGUCAGUUCACUAUGGGAGGCCCGGCCAUUUCCAUGGCAUCUCCCAUGUCCAUCACAACCAACACAAUGCAUUAUGGGAGCUAAGAGACCCUCACCCCUGAUCCUCUGAACUGACAGCACCAGGAAACCAAAUGAAGAAGAAAAAAUUCCGCCCUGCCCACCUGCCUUCUGCACCUCAGUUUGGCAAUUGCUUCUCUGGAUUUCUUCCACCCCCUGCCUCCCCCCCCAAAAAAAAAAAUUAGGCUUGCCAGAGAUGUUCUGACCCUUGUACAAUAGAAGACACCCCCCACUCGUUCUUUGAUAGCAGACUUGUACACUUUUUUAUGAAAUGUUGGAAACUUCAACUUGCUCAACCAUGACUGAGUUCCUGCGCUCACUGUGUCUUACAACCAAUCAUGUCGCUAGUGGUAUCAUUCUUCAAAUCUUCCAUGACUGAUCAGCAUUAGGCACAGGUUGUAGAGCAAAGCUGCAAGAGGGCUUCUCAGCAGUACUGUGGACAGCCCAGCAGCAGUGCUAGUAACCUGAGCCUUCAUCCUUGCUCCCAGUGUUUUGAACGAAGGGGCUGCAGCUGGCUGUAGAGUGGGCACAGGCGAAAAUCCAGCUGCUCAUCCUUCCAUCUAUGCGUUGGUUUCUUCCACCCAACCCAACCUCCGGGUUCAUUGCUUUGCUAAGACUUAGGAGGAGGAAGUGUUUCCUGCCGCGAGGGAAAAGCGAAGGCCGACAAGCCCUCCUGGCUGGCUUUGUGAGGAGUUCUGGCAACUUACUGCUGUAGAUCUUUGGGCUUCCGGAAGAACAUCUGAGAUGAGAUGGACUGUUGUGCCACGAGUAUUUUAUCAGCCGGUCUGAUGAUUGCCUGUCUCGGGGGGGAAUCUCGAUGUAGCAUCAAAGGGUUAAAAAAUUUUAAAACAUGAAUGUACCAAAAAGAAAAAAAAGGUUGCUGGCUGAAAGUGAACAGUUUGUGUAUCAGUUUCCUGUUGCUCAGCUCAUCUUGACGGCUAUGCCCAGUUCUGGCUCCAUUUCCACCCUGUUUUCUAGGCUGUUGCAGCUGCUGUCUCUAGUCCAUUUUUCUCUUCAGCUGGGCAGGCAGUGGGUACUGGGUGCCAAGUGGCUUAGUAUAUAGACUUGCCUGCUCCCUGCAGUAGCCACCAGGGACUCUUAGAGUAGAUGGUUCUGGCAUCUGUUAUGGAAGCCCCUUUGUAGUCUUUGUAUGUGUAACCUGUAACCAUUUAUGGUAUUUUCUUUCUUUUGUUCCUUUCAGAGCCACCAGUUGGCAUGUUCGAAAGGAAUUGGCAGGGACCCGUUUUAUGGAGGGGGGGGAGUGUGUUUUACUUAGGCAGUUUCCUUUGGCUCCCAACCGGGGCUUGGUGGGCUGAAUUUGGGGGGGGGGAGGGAGGAGGGGUCUUGUGCAGAAGCUCCAUAGUGGCUGAAUUGUGGGGUCUACACAGUCAAUUGUUAGGUCUGGCUGAUCAAUGAUUUUGUGACUAUUGAAUAAAACUGGGAGGGUUUUGAA